Physella acuta is the source of this 426-nucleotide messenger RNA. Its product is annotated as circumsporozoite protein-like. Lineage: Eukaryota; Metazoa; Mollusca; Gastropoda; Physidae. The record is from RefSeq and is a predicted model, not a curated record.
AUGGUGUCACUGGUUGAGUUGGCUGAUGGUGUCACUAGUGGGGUAGCUGAUGGUGUCACUAGUGGGGUAGCUGAUGGUGCCACUAGUGUGGUAGCUGAUGGUGUCAUUAGUGGGGUAGCUGAGGGUGUCACAAGUGGGGUGCCUGAUGGUGUCACUGGUGGGGUAGCUGAUGGUGUCAUUAGUGGGGUAGCUGAUGGUGUCAAUGGUGGGGUAGCUGAUGGUGUCACUGGUGGAGUAGCUGAUGGUGUCACCAGUGGGGUAGCUGAUGGUGUCACUAGUGGGGUAGCUGAUGGUGCCACUAGUGUGGUAGCUGAUGGUGUCAUUAGUGGGGUAGCUGAGGGUGUCACAAGUGGGGUGCCUGAUGGUGUCACUGGUGGGGUAGCUGAUGGUGUCACUGGUGGGAUAGCUGAUGGUGUCACCGGUUGA